This is a messenger RNA of Radiomyces spectabilis, 765 nucleotides long. Its product is annotated as 60S ribosomal protein L2. The record is from RefSeq and is a predicted model, not a curated record. The transcript is spliced from 2 exons. Gene Ontology annotation, molecular function: structural constituent of ribosome; RNA binding. NCBI's taxonomy places the organism in Eukaryota, Fungi, Mucoromycota, Mucoromycetes, Mucorales, Radiomycetaceae. The coding region runs from base 1 to 765 and encodes 254 amino acids. Gene Ontology annotation, cellular component: cytosolic large ribosomal subunit; ribosome. Gene Ontology annotation, biological process: cytoplasmic translation.
AUGGGUCGCGUCAUUCGUGCUCAAAGAAAAGGUGCCGGAAGCAUCUUCAAGGCUCACACUGUCGGCCGUAAAGGUGCUGCCAAGUUGAGAGUCUUUGACUUUGCUGAACGUCACGGUUACAUUCGUGGUAUCGUCAAGGAGAUUGUUCACGAUCCCGGUCGUGGUGCUCCCCUUGCCAAGGUUGUCUUCCGCGAUCCCUACAAGUACAAGCUUCGCACUGAAACCUUCAUUGCCACCGAGGGCAUGUACACUGGCCAGUUCAUCUAUGCUGGUAAGAAGGCUACCUUGAACGUCGGUAACGUCUUGCCCCUUGCUUCCGUUCCCGAAGGUACCGUCAUCUGCAAUGUCGAAGAAAAGGUCGGUGAUCGUGGUGCUCUUGCCCGUACCUCUGGCAACUACGCUACCGUCAUUGGUCACGGUGAAGAUGGCAAGACCCGUAUCCGUCUUCCUUCCGGUGCCAAGAAGAUCGUUCCCUCCACCUCCCGUGCCGCUAUUGGUAUCGUUGCUGGUGGUGGUCGUAUUGACAAGCCCCUCUUGAAGGCUGGUCGUGCUUACCACAAGUACAGAGUCAAGCGCAACAGCUGGCCCAAGACUCGUGGUGUUGCCAUGAACCCCGUCGACCAUCCUCACGGUGGUGGUAACCAUCAGCACAUUGGUCAUGCUUCUACUGUGGCUCGCGACAGCUCCGCCGGUCAAAAGGUCGGUUUGAUCGCUGCCCGCCGCACCGGUCUCCUCCGUGGUACCAAGAAGGUCAAGGAUCAGUAA